Eutrema salsugineum is the source of this 2578-nucleotide messenger RNA. RefSeq lists its product as uncharacterized. The record is from RefSeq and is a predicted model, not a curated record. NCBI's taxonomy places the organism in Eukaryota, Viridiplantae, Streptophyta, Magnoliopsida, Brassicales, Brassicaceae. The transcript has 3 exons. Bases 84 to 2354 code for a protein of 756 amino acids. Gene Ontology annotation, molecular function: protein binding; zinc ion binding.
CUCCGACUUUCAAUUUUGUCUGAAACCAGAGCUCAGUGCGUGGUCUCUCUGUUUCUCCCUGGCCUUAUCAAAGGUGUUAAGUCAUGGCGACGAAGAAAGUGAUAGCUAUAUGUCAGUCAGGGGGACAUUUUGUGACUAAUAAAGAUGGAUUAUUAGCUUACACCGAUGGGGAUGCUUACGCCAUAGACAUCGAUCAGAAUACUUCUAUGAGCGAUUUCAGAGCCGAAUUAGCUGAGAAUUUCGGGUUUAGUUGGGAGACUAUGACACUUAAGUACUUCCUCCCUGGAAACAAGAAAACCCUUAUCACCAUCUCCAAGGAGAAAGAUUUCAAACGUAUGGUCAGCUUUUCCGCAGACGCACCCAAUGUCGAGAUAUUCGUCUUACCCGAGGAACCUGAUGCGAGAAAUGUGUCCAACAUGCCAGCUAGUAGGUCAAGUAGGACAACCACAUCGGAAGCAGUAGUACCUGUAGUUUCUGCAGGUGAUGUUGUUAUGGGAGAUGAUAUAACAACAAAUGAUUAUCACAUAGAUAUGGGAAUAAUGCCUGACGAAAGCAGCCCUUUGCCGUGCGAUUUCGUUUUGACCGACGAGAAACAACAUGUAAAACCUGCACAGCAGUGGGAAAACACUAUCACCGGUGUUGACCAAAGGUUCAACAGCUUUACAGAGUUCCGAGAUGCAUUGCACAAGUACUCGAUUGCGCAUGGUUUCACUUACAAGUACAAGAAAAACGAUAGCCAUCGCGUUUCAGUCAAGUGCAAGGCUCAAGGCUGUCCAUGGCGCAUCACUGCAUCCAGGCUUUCGACCACGCAGCUAAUAUGCAUCAAGAAAAUGAAUCCGAGGCACACUUGUGAGAGAGCGGUUGUGAAAGCCGGUUACCGUGCAACGAAAGGUUGGGUUGGGAGUAUUAUAAAGGAGAAGUUGAAAGCUUUUCCGGAUUACAAGCCCAAGGAUAUUGCAGAGGAUAUAAAAAGAGAGUAUGGGAUUCAACUGAACUACUCACAGGCAUGGAGAGCUAAAGAGAUUGCUAGAGAGCAGCUUCAAGGUUCUUAUAAAGAGGCAUAUAGUCAACUUCCCUUUUUCUGCGAGAAGAUCAAGGAGACGAAUCCUGGAAGUAUUGCCACUUUCAUGACGAAAGAAGAUUCAAGCUUCCAUCGUCUUUUCAUAUCUUUCUAUGCAUCGAUAUCUGGGUUUAGACAAGGUUGUCGCCCUCUCCUUUUCCUUGACAGUGCCGUCUUGAACUCCAAGUACCAAGGGGUUAUGCUUGUUGCUACAGCUCCUGAUGCAGAGGAUGGAAUAUUUCCAGUAGCUUUUGCAGUUGUGGAUUCCGAGACUGAAGAGAACUGGGUUUGGUUUCUGGAGAAUCUCAAAGUGGCAUUGGCUGAUUCCAGGAGAAUCACAUUUGUAGCAGAUUUCCAAAACGGUCUGAAGAAUGCAUUGCCUCUGGUGUUUGGAGAUGGACACCAUCAUGCCUAUUGUCUGCGCCACCUAGCUGAGAAACUAAACAUGGACUUAAAGGCUCAGUUUUCUCAUGAAGCAAGACGGUUUAUGCUCAACGAUUUCUAUGCUGCUGCUUAUGCGACACAACCCGAGGGAUAUUACCGUUCGUUGGAGAAUAUAAAAAGUAUUUCCCCUGAUGCUUACGCUUGGGUUAUUGAAAGUGAACCACACCAUUGGGCAAAUGCUUUGUUCGAAGGAGACAGAUAUAACCACAUGAACUCCACGUUUGGGAUAGAUUUCUACAGCUGGGUUUCCGAAGCACACGAGCUUCCCAUAACACAAAUGAUAGACGAACUUAGAGCAAAGCUGAUGCAAUCGAUAUAUACGCGUCAGGUACAAUCCCGGGAAUGGGUUGUUACAACGCUAACACCAACUAACGAGGAGAAGCUACAGAAAGAAACAGAACUCGCAAGGUCACUUCAGGUUUCAGCGCUUCACAAUAGCUUAUUCGAGGUUCAUGGUGAAUCCAUCAACAUUGUUGAUAUCAAUCAGUGUGAUUGUGACUGUAAGCAAUGGAGACUAACUGGUUUACCGUGCAGCCACGCGAUUGCAGUGAUUGAGUGCAGCGAGAAAAGCCCUUAUGAAUACUGCUCCAGAUACUUUACCUUAGAGAGUUACCGGUUUAUGUAUGCUGAGUCCAUUAACCCUGUCCCUAACGGGAUGAUGAUGAUGACGAUGGUGGAGGAGCCUCCCAUUGAUGGGGUUGUUUCAGUAACGCCUCCGCCCAUGAGAAGGACACCGGGGAGGCCAAAGAGUAAGCAGGUGGAACCAAUAGACAUGAUCAAGCGUCAGCUUCAGUGUAGCAACUGUAAGGGAUUAGGACACAACAAGAAGACCUGUAAAGCCAUGUCCUAAGUAGAGACGACGAGACCGGCUAGGACAAGCGGCACAGAAUCAUUGUUUAAAUGGCAUCAAACUUGGUGAGAGAUUUUGCAGCAAAUUUGCAAGGCAUUUCCUUGUAUUUAACUUGUUUUCCUUCCCAUCGUAUUACAUUUUUUCAUGGAUUUUUGGAAUUACAGUCCAUAGAUUUUUUUUUCUUUUUCUGAAAGUGGAACAUGAUAAUUUGGAUUCACUACACA